AUGGCAAAAAAUUCUCUGGAAGGGUCUAAGGAAGACUUGAACAAAAUUUCAGAAGAAGAGAUGAUGAGAUGGAGCAAGGAAGAGCUGGUGAAAAGAUUGAGGAAAGUAGAAAAUGAAAAAAUGAACUUAAUGGUGGAACAUGGCAACUUAAUGAAGGAUGUAAACAGGAGGCUGCAGGUUCAUCUGCAUGAGAUCAGGGGGCUCAAGGAGGUGAAUCAGAAAUUACAGGACGAUAAUCAGGAACUGAGAGAGCUCUGCUGCUUCUUGGAUGAUGACCGGCAGAAAGGCAAAAAACUGUCCAGGGAAUGGCAGAGGUUUGGGAGGCACACGGCCAGUGUGAUGUGGAAAGAAGUUGGGAUGUAUCAACAGAAGCUGAAGGAGCUAGAGGCAAAGCAGGAGUCCCUCAUGAGGGAGAACAUGGAGCUGAAGGAGAUAGUCCUCAUGCUAGAUGAAGAGAGAAAUGGAGCUGGCUCUAGGAGCUCUAUAGACAGCCAGGCCAGUUUGACCAAUUUGAAUGGGAGCUCUGGCACCAGGGAUGUGGGGGAUGGGAGUAGCACCUCCAGCACUGGGAGCGCAGGGAGCCCAGAUCAUCAUCACCAUCACCUCCACCAUCACAAACCUGUCGAGAAUAAGGCUGGAGCAAUAAGGAGAUCUAUGGAUGACUUGUCUGCACCCCUUCACCACAGGAGUAUCCCCAAUGGUCUCAAUGAUUCAUCUUCCAACUACAUCAGGCAACUUGAAACAAAAGUCAAACUGUUGGAGGAUGACAACAAACUCCUUUCUCAGCAAUCUAGCUCUGGGGAUUUGAGGACUCUAAGAAAAGGGUUAUCCCCGUACCACUCUGAGUCACAGCUGUCAUCACUGCCGCAGUAUCAGGAUGCCAUGCAAAAUGGCCCAGCUCGUAUGACUCCUGAUCUUGCUUCCUCUCCUGUGGCAGGAUAUGUCCCUGUGGGUCAGAAACCGGAGGCUGUGGUGCAUGCUAUGAAGGUCCUUGAAGUCCAUGAAAAUUUGGACAGGCAGAUGCAAGAUAACUUUGAAGAAGACCUGAGUGAAAAGGAGAAAGCAAUUGUUCGUGAAAUGUGCAAUGUUGUCUGGCGAAAAUUGGGUGAUGCAGCAAGUUCCAAACCAUCCAUCAGGCAACACCUUUCAGGAAACCAGUUCAAGGGGCCAUUGUAG
Messenger RNA from Emys orbicularis (European pond turtle), 1176 nucleotides. It is a transcript of the gene CCDC85C, whose product is annotated as coiled-coil domain containing 85C. Bases 1 to 1176 code for a protein of 391 amino acids. The record is from RefSeq and is a predicted model, not a curated record. The transcript is spliced from 6 exons. Gene Ontology annotation, cellular component: apical junction complex. NCBI's taxonomy places the organism in Eukaryota, Metazoa, Chordata, Testudines, Emydidae.